This is a messenger RNA of Lycium barbarum (goji berry), 747 nucleotides long. RefSeq lists its product as uncharacterized. Bases 118 to 486 code for a protein of 122 amino acids. NCBI's taxonomy places the organism in Eukaryota, Viridiplantae, Streptophyta, Magnoliopsida, Solanales, Solanaceae. The record is from RefSeq and is a predicted model, not a curated record. The transcript is spliced from 2 exons.
UCAUAUUCUUAUAUUUUUUUUGCUCCAAAGCUUUUGGGUACAGGAGUUGUUACAAAGGGCCUUCCUUUUACACUCAACUGCUUGUGGCAUCUAAUUCUGAUUGUAAACUUUGGCCAAAUGGGUCAGACUUCUUACACUCUCGAAUUAAUUAAGAGCUCCCCCAAUUUGAGUAAACUUGAGAUUUUGGUCUAUGGCACUGAUUGUGAAAGUGCUGAAGCAGUUAUGAAAUAUCUGGGCAGACCAGCCUGCUUGGACCGACCACUCGACAAGCUCAAAGAUGUCGUUAUGCGUCUUUUUGAGGGUUCAAAAGCUGAACUGCUGUUCAUAAAGCUAUUGUUUGCUCGUACUCCAUCUUUGGUUAGGAUGGAUAUUAAGCAGAAGAAAGCCAUAGGGACUUGGGAAGAAAGGAAUAUCACCAGAGAGUUGAUGCGUUUCCCCAGAGCAUCUCCCAAGGCUGAGCUAUUCUAUACGACAGAUGAGGAUUAGGAUUUUAAGUCGGUUGAUUUGCGAUUUGAUGCUAUUAAUGCUCAUUGAUUCCUUCUUUGUUCAUAGAGUUUUGUUAAAGAAGGGAAUGAAUUGGCAGAUCUAGAAUUAGUAAAACUUGUGGGGUUCCUUUAAUAGAUAUGUUUAGGAGAUGUUUAAUGUGAUAAAAACAAAAAUGUUUCUUUUCAGUUCCUUAGUUAAUUUGGAAAAGAUCUCUGCAAUUGUUUGUGUACAUUAAUACAUAAAUAACCUUGUUUGGGAAUU